Messenger RNA from Amyelois transitella, 547 nucleotides. Its product is annotated as succinate dehydrogenase assembly factor 4, mitochondrial-like. Lineage: Eukaryota; Metazoa; Arthropoda; Insecta; Lepidoptera; Pyralidae. The record is from RefSeq and is a predicted model, not a curated record. Gene Ontology annotation, biological process: mitochondrial respiratory chain complex II assembly. The transcript has 2 exons. Bases 133 to 459 code for a protein of 108 amino acids. Gene Ontology annotation, cellular component: mitochondrion.
UUGGCAUUACAUGUGACUUCUAUUUAUAUCUACGACGGAAAGUGACUACGUAUAUGCAAGAAACCUAAUAAAAUUAAACCAAAUAUUGUAAAUAAAUUACAAACCUUUAUAUUAGAAUUUUAUACAAUAAACAUGAUACGAUCUAUCGGUAAUCCUAUUAGAUGCAGAGUACAAUUACAACAUGUGAUGUCAAAUAAAUAUUCAAGUACACCAAAGUCUGAUGGAAAUGAAAAAAAGGAAUCACAAAGAAUGGCUGAAUUCAGGAAAAAAUUAAGGGAAACUACACCAAUUGAUGAUCUUGGAGAACAGCCAUUAAUUCAUCCAUCUCAGAAAAAUGAUGCUUAUCAACCAUUCCCUGACAACACUAACCCAGACACAGGAGAAGUAGGUGGACCACGAGGACCAGAACCUACAAGAUAUGGGGAUUGGGAGAGGAAAGGCAGAGUAUCAGACUUCUAAAACGUCAUUUCAAUUUGUUAUUGUAUUAUGUAGCAAAUAUUUAAAACUUUAGAUCUCAUUGAAAAUGCAAUAAAUAUUUUUUUAAUAA